This is a messenger RNA of Melanotaenia boesemani (Boeseman's rainbowfish), 475 nucleotides long. Its product is annotated as ictacalcin-like. Bases 73 to 354 code for a protein of 93 amino acids. Lineage: Eukaryota; Metazoa; Chordata; Actinopteri; Atheriniformes; Melanotaeniidae. The record is from RefSeq and is a predicted model, not a curated record. Gene Ontology annotation, molecular function: transition metal ion binding; calcium ion binding. The transcript has 3 exons.
CACCCAUCUCUGCAUCACUGCAGCUCCACAUUUUAUCCUCCAAUCUCUUUCAAAGUCAACCUCGCUCCCACCAUGUCUGACAUCCAGAAGGCUAUGGCCCUCCUCAUCACCUCCUACACUAAAUAUGCCAGCAAGGAGGGAGACAAGGAUACCCUGAAUAAGGAGGAGCUGAAGGAGCUUCUGCAGAAUGAAUUUGGAGAGAUGCUGUGUAAAGCCAAUGACAAGGCCGGAAUAGACCGCAUCUUCAAUGACCUGGACAAAGACAAGAACAACACUGUGGAUUUCGGGGAGUUUGUUAACUUGGUCUGCUGCCUCACUCAGAUGUGCCAUGAAUACUUCAUCGGCAAGAGAUGAAGAAUCUAAGCGCCACCUUGAGGCCAGCUGUGAGAGCUGCCGAUGUGCAAAAGAGAAGAUAGUGAAGUCACAAACAUCAUCUUGUAAUGCAAAAUUAAAUAAACUUUUUCCCUCUAAAACA